AUGGAUCCUGGACGAUCAGCCCAUCCACCCAAAGCCCCCGCUUCUACCUCCUUAUUCGCACCCAUGCAAUCCUUCGCUCCUGCCACCAAUCUAGCCAGUGCAGUUUCUCAACCGCCAAACUCCUUCAACAUGGCCUCAAAACCCGCCCCGCAAGCCUUCGCUGCCCCGCUGCAGUCUACGUCCAUCGGCGCCGCACCCUCAAUCUCCCAAAGCCAACCCUUUGCGCAAGCUCUGAACGCUUCCAGUGCGUCUGGGAUACCAGUCGCUUCACAGGGUCUCAAUUCCGACUCAAUCCCACGAUCGGAAACCAUGCCCGCUACGCAGCCCGCCACCGAUAUCUACCCCCACCAGGUGAACGACCUCGGUGGUCCCACAGCAACUGCACCGUUCUUACAGGACUUUAGUCUUGUGGCUGAGGCGGCGAAGCGAGCGCAGAUGGGGAUUGUGAUGCGUGAUUUGGAGAGCGUGACUUUAUAA
This is a messenger RNA of Penicillium longicatenatum, 477 nucleotides long. RefSeq lists its product as uncharacterized. The transcript has a single exon. The record is from RefSeq and is a predicted model, not a curated record. Lineage: Eukaryota; Fungi; Ascomycota; Eurotiomycetes; Eurotiales; Aspergillaceae. Bases 1 to 477 code for a protein of 158 amino acids.